AUGACAGCGGCCGCCUUACAGGGAGUCUGUCUGAGCCGAGACGCCUUAAGAGCUUCUUUAAGAACAACGUAAAUGAAUCUUCUCUGUUCUUUUGUCCCGCGGACCAGCGGAGGCAAAUAAUGAGCCGACGCUCAGAAAUAUUUACAGGCUGAUACCAACGUGUCUCCGCUGAGUUCACUUCUUUAUAGAAACAGACGAGAUAUCAAAGGAAGAGUCUUCUCCAUUAAAGGGAUAUUCCAGUGUUUUGUGGGUAACAUGUUAUCCCUGAGUGUUUCAGCCUCAGUGGAUGUCGGUUUGCUCUGAGUGUUUUAACGCAGAGCUGCAGAGAGAGAGUCUUCGUUCAAGCUAGGCUACAGUUUUCUGCAGAAGAAGCCGAAUUAACUAAAUCUGAGAAACUCUCAGCCGGGGUCGAGGAAACUUACCACGCCGUCAGAGAGCCCGACACUCUUCAAAUGUAGAUUUAGUUUUAGUCAUUUUUAAAUAAUUGUUAAACUUUUAAUUUAUGAACUUUUAUAUUUUUUAAUUUGCAUUCAGCAUCUCAAACGUGUGUUUUAUGUAUCUUGCGAAUGCAUUUUUAAUCCUACGAGCACUUCAUUUCUGUGAGAAGGACAGUUUCAUGGACAGAGAGCAGAUCAUCAACAUUUUCUCUUAUUUAAGUCCGGCUCACAAAGAGAGAUCUUAUCGCUUAGCAACAGCUGGUGUUGUUUUGAGAAGGAGACCCCUCGUAUGGACCCUUAAAGCACAGCGACAUUCAGACGUGCAGGAAGUGAUUUUGUUUAUCAACAAACAGUUAAAUCACACCUACAAGAUACUAAAUUAAACAAAUUAAAAAAGAUUAAAGUUCAUGUCAGCUCCUGAGCUCCACAGGUAGUUUCACUCAGAUGAACUCAGAUAUUAUUUUAACUCAUUUUCAUUUUUAUUUUAGUCUUUCUCAGACAGUCUUAUGAAAACUUCUGGUUGUAAAAUUUUGAGAGUUAAAACUCUUUUUUUUAAAAGUGCAGAAGUCUUUGCCGUAAACGAGUCUGGAGAAAUCAAAAACCGGGAGGAAGCUCCAACCCAUCUAAGUUCACGGUCGCUGAAGCAGCAGCAGGAGAAAGACGUACAGACCAGAACUGGCAAAGCUGCAGGAGUCUUCCAACGACUCUGGAACAUCUGGUCGUCGAAAUCCAUCAUCAUGGCCACAAAGCCACACCUCUAUAUGUCAGUGGUCAUCCCUCCAGCGACCUACGCCUGUGAGACGUGGAUGAAGACUACCAGCAUCACCAACACGUUGGAUGUCUUCCAUCAUCUGUGCCUCAGAUCCAUCCUAAAGAUCUCAUGGAGAGACCAAAUCACCGAUGGAGAGGUGAUGAGAAGGACAGGUGUAGCACCUUCGUCUGACAUCGUCUCCGACAGGAGAAAGAGGAUGACCGGACAUGGACUCCGACCGCCAAGAGAGAGACCGGCGAGUGUGGCGAUAGAGGGAGGCCGAAGAAGACAUGAAGACGAACAGCCAAGGAAGACCUGA
Molecule: messenger RNA, 1507 nt
Organism: Xyrichtys novacula (pearly razorfish)
Lineage: Eukaryota; Metazoa; Chordata; Actinopteri; Labriformes; Labridae
Source: the annotation of a GenBank genome assembly